AUGGCUUCCCCCUGUUCCGGGGACCCCAGCCCGGCAGGUCUACCCCCGUGUCCUGUAGCCACUCCAGGUGAGACACGCGGAGGGGGCCCCGCCGCGCCCCAGGAGCCCCCGUUCCCGGACAUCUACGGCGGGGACGCGCAGCUGUGGGAGGCGCACUUCCGCGGCAUCGGGCGCGCCUAUCGCGCUCUGGGCAAGGAGGACGACUUCGCCAUCCGCGUGCUCACCGAGGACUUCACGCUGCCCUUCCCGUUCGCUUGGCCGCCGGGGCCCGACCCGGCCCGUGGGCCGCUGUUCUACGACCCGCACGACCGCACGGGCUUCGACUUCCUGCUGCGGGGCCCUGGCGCGCUGCCCCCCGCGCUGCUGCGGCCCCUGCACAGCACGGCGCAGGCGGCGCUGCGCAAGCGGCGCCUGGAGCAGCUGGCGCUGAGCUACGCGCACCGGGCGCCGGCCCCCGGCCCGGCCUGGUGCUGCUGGCGCCCGUGCCCGCCGCCGCAGGCAGCGCCUUCCCGGGGCCCGAGGGCGCCUCCCCCUGCGGGGGCGCCCCCCGGCUGGGCUAGCGCGGCCCCGAGCUUGUCAAUAAAGUGUGCAGAGCUUCUGCUUCUCCCGCCCCGAGGCUAUUUGCCAGACACACCUGGGCGGACAUCUGGUGCCAGGCAGAUCCCCGGGGGCCGGGUCCGCGGUGGUGUGGGAUGUCCACUUUGUCCCAAGUGGAUAAUGAAUCAAGGCGGGAAGUCGGACAGCCAGGAUGGGCUGGCCAGAUGCGGCCUGUGCUCAGCCUGGAAUGACAAUGAAGAGGGCCGGGUGGAGGCUGGCGGGAGCCAGCCUGAUGAAGAGCUCCCAGCCCAGGUCAGGGCCGCCUUGGCCCUGGCUCCGGAGCGGGGCCGUGGGCUGGCCGAGCGGCUCCCUGCGGUCCCUGGUAAGCCUUCCUGCCGGGACAAGACCCUCAUAGAGUCCUUCCUUCCUCUGCCCCAUGACCCGCGGCUCCGGAGACAGUGCCUCCUCCACCGUCCUGCGUCCCGGAGGCACCUGCAGCAAGCAUGA
Messenger RNA from Budorcas taxicolor (takin), 1044 nucleotides. It is a transcript of the gene C14H8orf90, whose product is annotated as chromosome 14 C8orf90 homolog. NCBI's taxonomy places the organism in Eukaryota, Metazoa, Chordata, Mammalia, Artiodactyla, Bovidae. The record is from RefSeq and is a predicted model, not a curated record.